Bactrocera tryoni is the source of this 2304-nucleotide messenger RNA. RefSeq names its product ectonucleoside triphosphate diphosphohydrolase 5 (gene NTPase). NCBI's taxonomy places the organism in Eukaryota, Metazoa, Arthropoda, Insecta, Diptera, Tephritidae. The coding region runs from base 272 to 1678 and encodes 468 amino acids. Gene Ontology annotation, cellular component: membrane. The record is from RefSeq and is a predicted model, not a curated record. Gene Ontology annotation, molecular function: UDP phosphatase activity; GDP phosphatase activity. Gene Ontology annotation, biological process: nucleoside diphosphate catabolic process. The transcript is spliced from 7 exons.
ACUAAAUUUUAGUAGUUCCUGUGAAAUUAAAGCGCAAUGUGUUAAAUUUAUGAAAGCCUGUGCUAUUGGAAUAUUUGCUUGUCACUAAUAAGUUCGAAGUAAGGGCAAACUUACAACGCGACGGAAGAAAACAUGUCCAACUUGUAGAGUGGUGCUAAAUAAACCGCGCGUAACUAGCCAAUAUAACGACUUGACAUUAGCAGUCCCUAACCAAAGUUAUAUUAUUUGCGCAUUACGUUGAUAUAAGCAAAUAACGAACAAAUAAAAUAAGAUGACGUCGCCAAAAGAUGUGCGGCAACGUAAGUUGAACACAAACGAUGACCAAGCGGGUGGUGCUGCUACCAUUAGACGUAAAUCUGCAAGUCCAAACGGUGGUGGAUCGAAGGGCUUACCUAGAGGACUAAAGCUUUCAUUUCUCUGUCUUGUAUUGUCUGCUACAUUUCUGCUAUUCUUUUUUGGUGUUUACUUGGACUCCACCAGCCCAUUUUUGGUACGGUUGGCAUCAAAAUUAGGUUAUACACGCAAUCAGUUUGCUGUUAUCAUCGACGCUGGUUCUACAGGCAGUCGUGUUUUGGCAUACAAAUUUGAUAGAAGUUUUAUUGACAACAAGCUGGUCUUGUCUGAGGAGCUCUUCAAAGAACGCAAGCCGGGACUCUCGUCUUUUGCGGAAAAUCCAUCCCAAGGUGCACAUUCCAUUAAACUGCUACUUGAUGACGCUAAAGCGUUUGUACCCAAAGAAAAAUGGUCAACGACGCCUUUAGUGCUUAAAGCAACAGCUGGCCUGCGGCUUCUGCCACAACAUAAGGCCGAAAAUCUCUUAAAUGCCGUGCGUGAACUUUUCGAAAAGUCGGGUUUUAGCGUUGAGCCAGAUGCAGUAGAGAUUAUGGACGGAACUGACGAGGGAAUUUUUUCGUGGUUUACAGUUAACUUUUUGCUUGGUCGCCUUUCCAAAAUCAAUCAAGCUGCGGCCUUGGAUUUGGGUGGCGGUAGUACACAAGUCACUUUUGCACCUACAGACCCCGAUCAAUUACCUCUCUACGAAAAGUAUAUGCACGAAGUGAAUACAUUGAAUCGGCAAAUUGCCGUCUUUACGCACAGUUACUUAGGUUUGGGUUUGAUGGCGGCGCGUCACUCAGUAUUUACGAAGGGUUACAGCAAAGAUGAUACUAAUGUGGAGUCUGUAUGCGUUAAUCCGAUAAUUAACAAUCGUACGUGGACUUACUCGAAUGUACAAUAUAAAGUGAGUGGCAAACCUAAUCCGAAAUCUACUGCUGAAGAGCCGAUCGUAGACUUUGAGCAAUGCUUGGAGGCAGUCAAAACUCAAGUUUUACCGUUGGUUAAACCGAAACCCUUCACAUUGAAGCAACAUACGGUGGCUGCUUUUAGUUAUUAUUUCGAACGUGCCAUAGAAUCUGGGCUUAUUGACCCCUUCCAAGGCGGUGAGAUUACAGUGUCUGCUUAUCGCAAAAAGGCGGAGGAAAUAUGUAGCAUUGCGAAUGACGAACAGCCUUUUAUGUGCUUCGAUUUGACUUUUAUAUCGGUUUUGUUGCGCGAAGGUUACGGAUUGGGCGAUAGCAAGAAAAUAAAGCUUUACAAAAAAAUCGAUGGACAUGAAAUUUCAUGGGCGUUGGGCUGUGCGUACAAUGUUUUGACCAGCGAUGAAAAAUACAAUUCCUAAAUCUAAAUUACAAUAGUGAAAAAAUCGCAAACACAUCCAAAAAGUAUACAUAUAAAAUUUUUUUAUUUAGUGCUAAUGAAUUGGUAGUAUAAAAAUUAAAAGUGCUGUGUAGAACGUAACUAAGAACCCAAUAUAUCUAAAGCCAGUGCAGCAGCGGCUGUCCGUAGGAUUGUGCAAAUACUCGAGGCUAUUUAGGAUUUAGCGCUAAUAAUUGUAUUUUCUAACUAAAUGCCUUAGUGCCUUAGUAAUCUAAAAUAUUGUCACUUUUAUUUGAAUUCAAUAAUCUUAAUGUAGUGUGACUUUAAUUGAUAUUUUUGUGACUAAUUCGAAUGUGUUUGUUUGAAAUUAUUCAUAGCUUUUAAUCAUUUAUCUGACGUUAAACACUAUGUGUUGGCAUUGAGUUUACCAAUAUAUGAUUUACUUUUAUUUGUUGUUUAGAUAAUUUUCCUAAAUGUUGUAAAGUAUCGUGUAUAUAAAACAAAAACCCUUUAACCUAUAUGAUCGUAGCAGUAUAUUGUUUGGAUUGUGUAAAUAUUACAAAUAAAUUGCAAUUUGACGAUCUAAUGCUGUACUGUACUUUAUUAAAUAAUUAUAAAUAAAUUAAUAACAAUUUAAAUCAACUAUAA